Messenger RNA from Daphnia magna, 2278 nucleotides. RefSeq lists its product as uncharacterized. The record is from RefSeq and is a predicted model, not a curated record. The transcript is spliced from 10 exons. Lineage: Eukaryota; Metazoa; Arthropoda; Branchiopoda; Diplostraca; Daphniidae. Bases 148 to 2040 code for a protein of 630 amino acids.
UAGGAUUUGGCCAUAAGGCUUUGUCAUAGGGUUUUGGGGAUGUUUUCCAAGUGCUGGUCACGUGACUUGCUGUUACUAAUAUACCCUGCUGCCACCACCGUAGCGUUGUAGAACUAAGCCAGUAAGCGUUUCCAAGGAAUCGUGAGAAUGGCUGGUUCAAAUACCUCAAAUGGGAAAUUACCCAAAAAAAUGUCGUGUUUUAUUUGCGGCAACAUAUACCAAGACGAGAACAGACGAGUUGGUCUGUUUCAUGUACCGAAGAAGAACUUUUCCAGUUGGAAAUUUGUGCUACCUGAAUUGUUGGAAAAAUCAAGACUUUGUGACAUCCAUUUUGACAAAUGUGAUGUAUUGAAAGGAAUCACAGUUGGUAAGGACUUUUAUCCAUAUGACAGAUGGAGAUUGCUUCCCUCAGCAAUACCAAAACAUUUACUGGUAAAACAAAGUGCAGCUGCCAGUCGCACUCAAAGUCGCACACCUUUGAAAGACAUUUUUAGUGUGAACCACACAGGGAAUCAACCUACGAACUACUUUCCACCAAAAAAACGUAAUAGUAAAGGAUCUACAUCAAUAUCACAGACUCCAGAAAACAAGAUAGCAAUGGAUGAAGAUGAAGAACAUUCUAUUGUAGGAUGUGCUAUCGAGAACACUCCAGAAAACAAGAUAGCAAUGGAUGAAGAUGAAGAACAUUCUAUUGUAGGAUGUGCUAUCGAGAACACUCCAGAAAACAAGAUAGCAAUGGAUGAAGAUGAAGAACAUUCUAUUGUAGGAUGUGCUAUCGAGAACACUCCAGAAAACAAGAUAGCAAUGGAUGAAGAUGAAGAACAUUCUAUUGUAGGAUGUGCUAUCGAGAACACUCCAGAAAACAAGAUAGCAAUGGAUGAAGAUGAAGAACAUUCUAUUGUAGGAUGUGCUAUCGAGAACACUCCAGAAAACAAGAUAGCAAUGGAUGAAGAUGAAGAACAUUCUAUUGUAGGAUGUGCUAUCAAGAAAAGUAAUGCACCUGAAAAAAAUUCCCCUAAAAGCAAUUUCAUAGAGAAUGACAAAGAUGGCAUGGCAGAUUUUAUUUUCAAAAAACAUACGAAAAAGAAAUGUCAAAUAAGACUGCCUACGAAUUGCAAAACAUGCCAAAUGGAAAAAACUGGUCAGUGCUCAUCCUGUGCUAUUGUGGAGCUUAAACAGCAAGUCAGAGAGAAAGACAAACAACUAAUAACCGCCAAAUGUUAUCGAACAAGAUCAGAGACUCAUUUAAAGUGCCUGAAAUUGAAACUUAAAGAAAAUCGCAAAAAAUUAAAUACCUGCAGACAGAAAUUGUUGCGAAUGAAGCGUUAUGGGCAGGAAAUUGUGGAAACCCUUGGAAAUCUAAAAGAAAAAAUUACAACCCUUACUGCCAAUCAAUUGGAUGAACAAAUAAAAUUCCUCAGUCACGGAGAGAGAGUUAUCAUCAACACCUUUAUUUUGAAGGGGAAAGCUGAACUGCAAGCUACAUCUGGAAGAUCUCAUUCCAUGAAAUAUGACAGUGGUUUUUUAAUGCAAUGCCUACUCCUGAAGUUAAAAAGCAGCUCGACUUAUACUCAUCUGAAGAAUAACAACAUCCUACCUCUUCCAAGUUUGUCAACACUCCGACGGAGGCUAAGUUCAUCUGAAUGCAAGUAUGGUUUUAAUGAACUUGCGUUGCAAAACAUGAAGCAGGCGUUAGAAAAUUUACAAAACUGGGAACGGUGGGGUAGCCUGAUGUGGGACGAGGUGUCGCUUAAAAAAGACUUGACAUGGCAUGCAACAAGAUUGGAGUGGCAUGGGAUAGUAGAUUUCGGUGAGGACAUAGAAGCGCCUAUAAAAAACGGAAUAGCAACACACGCUCUUGUUCUGAUGUUUCGACCCUACAAGGGAAAUUGGGUCCAACCCUUUGCUUGUUUUGCCUCUGAGAAUGCUGCAAGUGCCAUAAUUCUUCACGAAGUCAUCGUGAAAGCCAUUGUUUUGCUAUAUAAUCAUUCAGCCAUUGUAAAGAAUGUCGUGUGUGACGGCUGCUCAUCCAAUAAAUAAUAUGUAAAUUGAAACUGUUAAAUGUCUUUUGUUUUGAACACGAAGAGUCGCUGCCAUAUAUAAUUCUGCAAUAUGUUCACAUACGAUUUCAUACAGAGUCAAAACGAUUUCGUAAUUUUUACCUCUCCAAAGAAAGAACGCAGAUGAAAACGAAUAAAAAAAUGUCAAGAACUUCUAUUCACGCAAAAAAUACAUUGCCAAAACCAGAAGUUAACAUCAAUACAAAGGUUUAAACAAA